GGUCAGAGACUGCAGACAUACUACAGGAGACAGUCAGAGACUGUAGACAUACUACAGGAGACGGUCAGAGACUGUAGACAUACUAAAGGAGAUGGUCAGAGACUGCAGACAUACUACAGGAGACAGUCAGAGACUGUAGACAUACUACAGGAGACGGUCAGAGACUGUAGACAUACUAAAGGAGAUGGUCAGAGACUGCAGACAUACUACAGGAGAUGGUCAGAGACUGCAGACAUACUACAGGAGAUGGUCAGAGACUGCAGACAUACUACAGGAGAUGGUCAGAGACUGAAGGCAUUCUACUGGAGAUGGUCAGAGAAUGCAGACAUA
Staurois parvus is the source of this 330-nucleotide messenger RNA. The record is from the annotation of a GenBank genome assembly. NCBI's taxonomy places the organism in Eukaryota, Metazoa, Chordata, Amphibia, Anura, Ranidae.